AUGCUCACAGAUAUCCUCACUCGUACGCUGAGUCAAUAUUUGCCCCUGGCUCUCGUAUUCUCUGGGUUCAUUUAUCUAGCCCGCAACUACUAUAAUCGAGAUUUGAACAAGUAUCCAGGACCGCUGGCAUGCGCUUUCACCGACUGGUACAGGUUUUUCAAGGCAUGGCAGAGACGACCUGAACAGUGGCAUAUAGAUUUGCAUAACAAACAUGGAGAUAUCGUCCGCCUUGGGCCAAACUGCCUGUCCUUUUCCAACCCAAAAUCUGUAAAAGCUAUAUACGCUUUGGGCAAAGGCUUUACAAAGGUACAGUCAUGUUACUAUCUUGUCUGA
Bipolaris victoriae FI3 is the source of this 333-nucleotide messenger RNA. RefSeq lists its product as hypothetical. The transcript has a single exon. Gene Ontology annotation, molecular function: oxidoreductase activity, acting on paired donors, with incorporation or reduction of molecular oxygen; iron ion binding; monooxygenase activity. The record is from RefSeq and is a predicted model, not a curated record. Bases 1 to 333 code for a protein of 110 amino acids. NCBI's taxonomy places the organism in Eukaryota, Fungi, Ascomycota, Dothideomycetes, Pleosporales, Pleosporaceae.